Molecule: messenger RNA, 1754 nt
Organism: Rhagoletis pomonella (apple maggot)
Lineage: Eukaryota; Metazoa; Arthropoda; Insecta; Diptera; Tephritidae
Gene: dib
Product: cytochrome P450 302a1, mitochondrial
Exons: 5
Coding region: 354-1643 (429 amino acids)
Molecular function (GO): oxidoreductase activity, acting on paired donors, with incorporation or reduction of molecular oxygen; iron ion binding; monooxygenase activity
Source: RefSeq, a predicted model, not a curated record
AAAAAUCAUUUGUCAGCGUUAAGCCGUCUUGAUCGGCGGCAGGCUGUAACUCAGCGACGCUUUCGCAGAGCAGCUCAGUAUGGCUGUCUUUAUCAGCAAAUCACUGAGGAAGAGGUGUUUUUCGGCAAAUGCAGACCCACCGGCUGCAAAUGCAUUCGCGAAACCGUUUAACAGCAUACCCGGACCACGCGGCCCCUUUGGCCUAGGUGUUCUUUAUCAAUACUUGCCGCUCAUUGGACGCUACUCUUGGCUGGAAUUGCAUAAGGCGGGUCGCGACAAAUACGAGCGGUACGGUUCGAUUGUGCGCGAAACAAUGAUUCCUGGUGAAGACAUAGUGUGGCUAUACGAUCCCAAUGAUAUUGCCACACUACUCAACGAAAGGGAGUUCCCCCAGCGGCGCAGCCAUCUGGCGCUGGAGAAGUAUCGCAAAGAUCGUCCGCACAUUUACCGAUCGGCCGGACUCUUGCCAACUCACUUCCGAUUAUAGUAACGGUGCGGAGUGGUGGCAUUUACGCUCGGAAUUGCAAAAAGAAAUAAGCGCACCCAAGAGUGUGCGCAGCUUCCUCGCUGACUUAGAUUUGGUGACGCAAGAAUUUCUAGAGCACCUACCCUUGCACCAGAGCUUCGAUAUUCAACCAAAGUUGGCGCGCUUGAAUUUGGAACUUACGUGCCUGAUGACCUUCGACGAACGCCUCAACGCCUUCUCACCCGAAGAGCAACUGCCCACAUCGCGCUCCACUAGACUAAUGCGCGCUGCGGAAACAACAAACAGCAGCAUCUUGCCCACCGACCAGGGUUUGCCGCUGUGGCGAUACUUUGAAACGCCCAUCUAUCGACGGCUGCGCAAAGCCCAAGAGUAUAUGGAGAGCGUGGCCAUAGAUUUGGUGUCCCAAAAGCUCGCCUACUUCAAGGACAGCAAGGAGGUGAGCGAUGGCGCCAACCCUGAUGGCGGCACCAUGCAGCGCAGUUCGUUGAUUGAAGAGUAUCUGAAGAACCCUAAUCUGGAUCUAUGCGACGUGGUCGGCAUGGCGGCGGAUUUACUAUUGGCCGGCAUCGACACUUCCUCAUAUACGACCGCAUUUGCGGUAUACCACAUCGCCAAAAACCCCGAAGUGCAACGGAAACUAAGCGAGGAAGCGUGUCGUGUGCUGCCGUCUCGCAAAACGCUCCUAACGCCAGAUGCGCUACGCACAGAAGUGCCAUACGCCCGUGCUGUGCUCAAAGAAGUCUUUCGCUUGAAUCCCAUCUCAGUGGGUGUGGGUCGCAUACUCAACAAGGAUCUGGUGCUAAGUGGAUAUCAUGUGCCGAAAGGAACAGUGGUAGUGACACAAAAUAUGAUUGCUUGCCGGCUGGAAAAGUAUUUUUCCGAUGCAUUGAAAUUCGAUCCUGAGCGUUGGCUGCACCGCAAGCAAGCAGUGCAUCCCUACCUGGUGCUGCCUUUCGGACACGGCAUGCGCGCGUGUAUAGCGCGUCGCAUGGCCGAGCAGAAUAUCAUCGUCUUGCUGUUGCGCAUGAUGCGAAAUUUCGAAAUUACUUGGACUGGCGACGACGAGAAGAUGGGUGUGCGCACACUGCUAAUCAAUAAGCCCAGCAGACCAGUCAGCAUUCAAUUGAAACCGAGGGUGGAUGGGUGCGGAGAUUAACAGAUACUUAUUUAGGAAUCAACUAACGAUAAGCUAUAUAAAUGUAUCUUUGUGUUUGUAUCUUGCCAUUGUCGAUUUGUAACUAGGUGGAAUAAACACAAGUGAUUUCAA